CUGUGAGACCAGGAACAACAUGCUAAGCUCAAUGGAACUCCUGGUCACAGAACAUAGAUAGAUGAUCCCCAUGACCUUGCAUGCCAUUUCUAUAUUAAGCAUCUUAUCGUUUGACCACACAACAUAUACGACCAUUUUUAGACCGCGAGAAGAAGCGUCCAAUAUGUAACGUUAGUUAUCUUGGACAUCUCCCUCCUAGACCUCAUUUCGUUUAGCUGCCGCACUCAAUGGACAAUCGUAACCAUGGGCGGUGCUCGUUGCCGCGGCUCGCCGUUGGCGCCGCCGUCCUCCUCCUCGCCGUCUCCCUAGCGGCCACGCCGGCGGCGAGCCAUGCCGGGCACGAUGACACCGGCUUGCACAGCAACUACCUCGUCAUCGUGCGCAAGCCGUACGCGUACGACACGAACCUGUACAAGAACGUGUCGAGCUGGCACGCGUCGCUGGUGGCGUCGGUGUGCGACAUGGCGAAGGAGGCGCUGGAGAGGGACCCCUCCUCCGUGUCCCGGCUCAUCUACUCCUACCGCAACGUCGUCAAUGGCUUCGCCGCCCGCCUGACGCCGGAGGAGGUGGAGGAGAUGUCCAAGAACGACUGGUUCAUCCGCGCCGACCCGGAGAAGACGUACCAGCUCCAGACCACCCACACGCCGCAGCUGCUCGGCCUCAUGGGCGGCGCCCGCCGCGGCGGCGUGUGGAACACCAGCAACAUGGGCGAGGGCAUCAUCAUCGGGAUCCUCGACGACGGCAUCUACGCCGGGCACCCGUCGUUCGACGGGGCGGGCAUGAAGCCGCCGCCGGCCAAGUGGAGCGGCCGGUGCGACUUCAACAAGACGGUGUGCAACAACAAGCUCAUCGGAGCGCGCUCCUACUUCGAGUCGGCGAAGUGGAAGUGGAAAGGGCUGCGCGACCCGGUCCUGCCGAUCAACGAGGGGCAGCACGGGACGCACACGUCCAGCACGGCGGCCGGCUCGUUCGUGCCCGGCGCCAACGUCUCCGGCUACGCGGUCGGCACGGCGGGCGGCAUGGCCCCCCGCGCGCACAUCGCCUUCUACCAGGUGUGCUACGUGGAGAAGGGCUGCGACCGCGACGACAUACUGGCGGCGGUGGACGACGCCCUCGAGGACGGCGUCGACAUCCUGUCGCUGUCGCUCGGCGACGAGCAGGCCGGCGACUUCUCCGACGACCCGGUCUCGCUCGGAGGCUACAGCGCUGCCAUGCAUGGCGUGCUGGUCAGCGCGGCCGGCGGCAACACCGGCCCGGGACCGAGCACCGUCGUCAACGAGGCGCCGUGGGUUAUCACCGUGGGGGCAGGCACCACCGACCGGCGGUUCGUCGCCACCGUGAAGCUUGGAAGCGGGGUUAGCCUCGACGGCGAGUCGCUCAGCGAGCCCAAGGACUUCGGAGCCGAGAUGCGGCCGCUGGUGCACGACGUGGGCGACGGCAUGUGCACCACCGAGAGCGUACUGAGGGCGAUGAAUGUCACCGGUAAGAUCAUCAUCUGCGAUGCUGGUGGCGACGUGAGCGUCGCGAAGGCCAAGUUGGUGCUCCGCUCCGGCGCCGCCGGCAUGAUCGUCAUCGCCCCUCAGGUGUACGGUUCGGUGAUCGUCCCGAGGCCGCACGUCCUCCCGACGGUGCAGAUGCCAUUCAUGAUAGGGCAGAAGAUCAAGGCUUACAUCCGGAGCACGCCGAGCCCGACGGCGAACUUCAUCUUCAAAGGGACAGUGUUCAAAGCGAAGUCGCCGGUGGCCGCGCCCUUCUCGUCGCGGGGGCCGAACAGGCGGAGCAGGGGGAUCCUCAAGCCCGACAUCAUAGGCCCCGGAGUGAACAUCCUCGCCGGCGUCCCCAAGAUCGAGGACUUGGCGCUCGGGGCCGAGGAAGUGAUGCCCAAGUUUGACAUCAAGUCCGGCACCUCCAUGGCCGCGCCGCACAUCAGCGGGGUCGCCGCGCUGAUCAAGAACGCGCACCCGACGUGGUCGCCGGCCGCCAUCAAGUCGGCCAUGAUGACGACGGCCGAUUACACCGACAACCUCCGGAAGCCGAUAACCGACGUGGACGGCGCGCCGGCGACCUACUACGCCAUCGGCGCCGGCUACGUGAACGCGCGGAAAGCCAUCGACCCGGGGCUCGUGUACAACCUGUCGUCGCUGGACUACAUCCCCUACCUCUGCGGGCUCGGGUACAAGGACCAGAAGGUGAACUCGAUCAUCCACCCGGGGCCGGCGGUGGAGUGCGCCAAGAUGCCCAAGGUCGAUCAGAAGGAUCUCAACUACCCGUCCAUCACGGCCGUCCUGGACAUGGAGCCGUACGAGGUGAGCAUCAACCGGUCGGCGACGAACGUCGGGGCGGCCACCUCGACGUACGCCGUGGAGGUGGACGUGCCGGCGACGCUGGCGGUGGAGGUGAACCCGGCGAAGCUGGAGUUCAGGGCGCUGAACGAGGUGCUGAACUACACGGUCACCGUCAAGACGGCCUCCGGCAAGGCGCCGGCCAGCACGAUCGAGGGGCAGCUGAAGUGGGUGUCGGGGAAAAAGUACGUGGUGCGCAGCCCGAUCCUCGUCUGUGCCGGCACCGGCGGCAAGAGCGCCGCCUCCAUGGGGGCUGCACCGGCGUAGAGCACUGGUCGAGCGGAGCCUAAGAGAUAGCAGCUUGAUGAUGAUUACUAGAUUGCCACGCGUGUUAACGUUUGAUGGUGCUUUACUCUUCGCUCGGUAGGUUUAGGCUCAUGUAUGUGGAGGCUAGCGAAUUAAUCCUUUCCUCCGCGGAAGUGGGGUGACGGGUUUUUCUUGCUGUUUUUACCACUAGUGCACGCGGCUGAUCUUGACCAUUCAUUGAUUUUGUACUCCAGGGGACGAGAUGUGAUUUCAUCCCCGGCCCCUUAAUCAUGAUAUAUGUUCAUUUAUUCUUUUUUUCCUGUUUC
Oryza sativa Japonica Group (Japanese rice) is the source of this 2914-nucleotide messenger RNA. RefSeq names its product subtilisin-like protease. Gene Ontology annotation, biological process: proteolysis. The record is from RefSeq and is a predicted model, not a curated record. Gene Ontology annotation, molecular function: serine-type endopeptidase activity. Lineage: Eukaryota; Viridiplantae; Streptophyta; Magnoliopsida; Poales; Poaceae.